Molecule: messenger RNA, 3223 nt
Organism: Rhea pennata
Lineage: Eukaryota; Metazoa; Chordata; Aves; Rheiformes; Rheidae
Gene: CTNNAL1
Product: catenin alpha like 1
Exons: 19
Coding region: 166-2457 (763 amino acids)
Biological process (GO): Rho protein signal transduction; cell adhesion
Molecular function (GO): cadherin binding; actin filament binding
Source: RefSeq, a predicted model, not a curated record
GCUGAAUGCGCGCGCGCGGCAUCUCCGUACGCCCCGGCAAGACAGCGGUGCCCUGGUUGGUGGGGGUGGGGCAGCGGGGGCACCGUUGGGGUUGCCGUGUGGGUAGCGGCCGGCGGGAGCAGAGUUGUUUUCGAAGGAUUCGGGGGUUCUUGUUGGCUCCCCGCCAUGGCCAUGUCUCCGUGCAGUAGCAGCGGUGUUUCCUCGUCGUCCUCGUCGACUUUAGGCGCAGACGCGGGGCUGGAGAUCCGCACGCGCUCCGUGGAACAGACGUUGGUUCCGUUGGUGUCGCAGAUAACUACUCUUAUUAAUCAUAAGGAUAAACCAAAGCGUUCAGACAAGACUCUACAAGCAAUUCAGCGAGUGGGACAAGCAGUUAAUCUGGCAGUUGCAAGAUUUGUUACUGUAGGUGAAGCCAUAGCCAACGAAAACCAUGAAUUGAAAGAGGAAAUGAGUGUUGCUUGUAUUGAGGCAAAGAGAGCAGGUGAAACAAUUGCACAGCUUACAGAUGUAGCAAGCUUGGAUCGUCUAGAAUCAGAUAGCCACAUAACAAUUUUUACGGACAAAACAGGCGUUGUGAAAGCUGCAAGGCUGCUACUCUCUUCUGUGACAAAGGUGCUUGUGUUAGCAGACAGAGUAGUUAUUAAGCAGAUUAUAACUUCCAGAAACAAGGUUCUUGCAACAAUGGAACAACUAGAGAAAGUCAGUAGUUUCCAGGAAUUUGUACAAAUAUUCAGCCAGUUUGGAAAUGAAAUGGUGGAGUUUGCCCAUUUAACUGGGGAUCGACAAAAUGAUUUGAAGGAUGAGAAGAAAAAGGCUAGAAUGGCAGCAUCUAGGACUGUUCUUGAGAAAUGCACCAUGAUGCUCUUGACUACUUCUAAGACUUGUCUGAGGCAUCCAGACUGUGAAUCUGCUCGUAUAAACAAAGACGGGGUGUUUCACCAGAUGAGACUAGCUUUGGAGCAGGUAAUAGAAAUUAUAACUGACUCUAGAUCAAAUGGAGAAAAUGAAUUAGCUUCCAUCAGCAUAUAUUCUGGCAUCAGAAUAUUCAAGAAUAAAGUGGAGGGCCUUCGUGAGAAUCUUUAUUUUCUGUCAAAAGAAAACCUUUCAACAAUGCUGGAAGUUAUCCUGGAACAUACAGAAGACUUUACAGAUUCUGCCUAUACCAGUCAUGAGCACAGAGAACACAUUCUGGAGCUGUCUAAACAGGCUAAAAUGGAACUAGAGCAGCUGGUUUCAGUGUGGAUGCAAGCUCAAAACCAAAAGACAGAGGAUCUCAUGGACGACUUGGAAGUAGCCAUUUUGAAAAUGUGCCAAUGCGUGAAUGAACUUAGAAGAGAGCUCCAUAGUGCAGCAACAUCUUUGUCAGCAGAUCUGCUGAAAUACCAUACAGAUCAUAUGGUUCUGAAAGCAUUAAAAAUCACAGGGGUGGAAGGAAAUCUGGAAGCUAUAGCAGAAUAUACAUGUAAGCUAUCAGAGCAGAAAGAACAGCUUACUGAGAUGUGUCGUUUGUUGAGGCAUGUUUCUGGAACAGAGCCCCUUGAGAUCACUUGCAUACAUGCAGAAGAUACCUUUCAGGUCACUGGCCCACAGAUAAUUUCUGCUGCAGAAACACUGGCACUACAUCCAUCUAGUAAGAUUGCAAAAGAAAAUCUUGAGGUGUUCUGUGAGGCUUGGGAGUCGCAACUGAGUGACAUGUCCACGUUACUAAGAGAAAUCAAUGAUGUGUUUGAGGGAAGAAGAGGAGAGAAGCAUGUCUACCUAUCACUGCCCAGACCUGGGAAGCAUAACGCAAAUCUGAAAGCAUUAAAGCCAGUCAAAUUAGAUACUGAGGAACAGGCAAAAAUUGCAAAACUUGGAUUAGAACUGCAUCUACUCACAUCUGAUGUGGAUUCUGAGACAGAGCAAUGGGAGGAUCAGGAGAAUAAGAUAGUACAGCAUGUACAAAGCAUGUCAAGUAUGGCCUACUCCAUGUACUUAUUUACCAGAGGAGAAGGACUGCUGAAAACUACCCAGGAUUUAUUUCAUCAAGCAGAGAUUUUUGCUACAGAGGGCACAAAACUUGCUUCAGCUUUUCAUGCCUUUUCUGAUCAGCUACAUUGUGAUGGUAAACCAUUGCUUCUGUUGGAGACUGAAAAACUGAUCCCUAUAUGCCAGCAGCUUCAGAUUACGGCUAAAGCUUCUGUUCAGGGUAAAAGUGCUACAUUUACAAAGGUUGAUGCAUGCAUUCAGAAAACAAGGAAUGUGAUGACUCUGUUAUGUCAACUUCUUCCACUUUGCUGCAGAUUACUGAGAAAGAACAAAACAGGAAACAGCUGUCCUAAACCUGCUCCACCAUGGAAAGAGAACAGAGUACAAACUGGUGCAAAUACACAUUGCCCAGAAAGGACAGCUGAGAUGUUUGGCAUCAAAUCUUUAGAAAAUCAUGUAACAAAUACAACAUUUUUAGAAACCAAGUAAUUACAGCACUUAGAAAUGCAGGAACUCCACGUAAAAGUAACUCUUUCUGAAGUUUCAAUAUUGCUUUCAUUUGUGGAAAGUCAAACCAGUUUAACCUGAAUUAAAGCUGUUGACCUUUGUAACAGCUGAUAUGACUUAGCAAUUAAAACAUCAGCCAGUCUGUUGCAUAUUUUUAUAAUGUGAAUGCAUUUCCUAUGCUCACUAUUGAUACUGGUUUUGUAAUUAAUGCUUAUGAAUGUCUUAAUAGAUCUUUCAACACAAAGAUGCUGCUAAUAGACAAAAAGAACCUUGUGCUGAAUAUACUAUAUGUAACACUACUGUUGAAGAUUGUAAACUCAUCUCUGGCCUAUUUCAGUCUAUGUAUUUGAUAAAGCACGAUCAGGAAAAUAGUCUGAAAGGCUGUGGCCUAAAGCACUGAAAUGUUUCUUAGCUAUGAGUUAUACCUGCAAUGAAAUAGUCUAGGAAAAAAAUAUAUCUUGCAAUAUCUGCAAUGUUGAAUUUUAGUCUCAUUGACAUAAUUCAUGUUCUCAAAAGUAUAUUUCUAAGUGAUUAAUGCUCUCAAUUCAAAACUUUUUUCCUUUAGUUGUAGGUCUUUCUGAUUAAAACUUACAAGCAUUUGAAUUGCAUGUCGAACUACUGAAGUAUUAUGUAGACUUUACACUACACCAUCUAAAUUUGUCAUUAUCAGCAUGCAUUUCUUAAAUUCUAAGUACAAAGGCAUUGUUUGACUUCAAGAUGCUAUGAAAAUACAAGCUGGUAUGAAAUA